Molecule: messenger RNA, 2630 nt
Organism: Patiria miniata (bat star)
Lineage: Eukaryota; Metazoa; Echinodermata; Asteroidea; Valvatida; Asterinidae
Product: solute carrier organic anion transporter family member 4A1-like
Exons: 9
Coding region: 190-2220 (676 amino acids)
Biological process (GO): sodium-independent organic anion transport; transmembrane transport
Cellular component (GO): membrane
Molecular function (GO): protein binding
Source: RefSeq, a predicted model, not a curated record
CACUUCCCACACCCGUCUGAAAGUUUCCUCAACCGAAAAGUUCGUCUACAUUGUUACUGUCGUUUUGUUUUCCUUGUCUGUAUAUACAGAGCAAGGAAAUGGUUUCCCAAAGUAGGAUGGUACAAGCUCGAACAAAUAUUUCAAAAUUAUGAUGUCAAAUAUUGAGAUACCAAAGUGAGUCGAUGAGAUAUGGCUGUGGCGUCAGCUUGCAGUAUGGACGGCGUACAUGUAGGCAUGGAGCUUGAAGAAUGGCGCUCUGGUCCUCCGGAAGAUACCGCCUCGAAAUCCAUCCCUGGGAGGAAUCUCCGUUGCGGCUGGAGAUCAUGGAGGCCUUCCUGCUUCCAGCGAUUCAACACAGCUCCUUGGUUGCUAACCUGCAUCUGUUGCGCUGCCAUGGUCCAAGGCGUGGCCGUCAACGGUCUCGUAAACUCCUCCAUGAGCAGCUUGGAGAGACGUUUCGAGUUGUCAGCUUCUCAGCUGGGUCUCCUGCCAUCCUUUUAUGACGUGAUUGCGGCGUUCUUGCUUGCUCUAGUCGGCUACUGCGGCGCGCGAGGCAACCGGCCCCGAUGGCUCGCCGCCGGCCUGGUCAGCCUUGCUAUUGGUUCCUUCGUAUUCGCCUUGCCGCACUUUACCACCGAUCUCUACCAGUUCACGGUCAAUAAUCGUAGCGAUGUUUGCUCACCGAGGCCUAUCAGGGAUCUGCCAACAGAGCAGUGCUUCCAAGAGGACGAAUCCAAAAUCUCCAGCUUGUCACGAUAUUGGUAUGUCUUCAUCCUUGCUAACCUCUUCUUCGGGACAGCAUGUGCCCCUCUCUACUCCCUAGGACCGGCCUUUAUUGAUGAGAGUGUCCGGAUGGAAUCAGUUGGUCUUUAUCUUGGUAUUUUUUCGUUCAGCUGGGCUUUGGGGCCUGCCAUCGGGUUCACAGCAGCCGGGGUCAUCCUUGACAAAGUCUACACAGAUUUUCUUGAGAUAGACACAUCCAUUUUAGGAAUAGACUCGUCCAACAGAGAAUGGAUAGGAGCAUGGUGGUUGGGAUUUCUUCUGUGUUCAAUUUUCGCUCUUUUCUUAGCUUUGCCAAUAAGCUACUUCCCAGUCGAACUUUCAGAAACCAAGAAACACCGGUGCCAACGCUCAUCCCAGGCACACACAAAAUCCGGCGUUGAAAUCGUAAGCAGGGAAGACUUCGGCCUGACGUGGGGAGACAUGCCCACGGCGACCAAGCUUCUCUUCCGUAACCCCACCUACAUGUUGCUCAACAUGGCCUUAACGGCAGACGUGAUCUUCCUGUCCGGCUCUCAGGCCUUCUUGCCCAAGUUCCUUGAGAGCCAGUUUGGAGUCAGCUCUGGAGAUGCCAGCCUGAUAGUUGGUGUAAUUGCCACGAUAGCUGGGGGCGGCACGGUCCUCUUCAGUGGCUGGAUUGUCAAACGUUACAACAUGAAGAUCCCUGCACUGCUCAAACUCUGCGCGAUAGUCACGGCUGUGGACGGCAUCCUCAUGCUUGGAUUGCUUCUAAGAUGCGAUGAGAUACCUCUAGCAGGUGUAUUUAAGGAUUACCAUGGAAACAGGUCACUAACAGGUGUGACAUUUGAAAGUACCUGCAAUGCGGCAUGUGAUUGCUCUACGGAGUUCUAUUCACCAGUGUGUGGUGACAAUGGUAUGAUUUACUUCAGUGCCUGUCAUGCUGGCUGCCAAAGCUAUGAUGAUCAGACGGACAUCUACAGUGAUUGCGAGUGUACAGAUUUAAAUGAUUCUGUUGUCGGUGGUGCCACACCAGGUCUAUGUCAUGCCUCAUGUAGUCAUCUAUGGCUCUUCAUUGUUGUCCUCACUGCUAUCAUUGUGUUCUACGUCUUUUGUGGAGUUCCGGCUUUAAAUAUCAUGCUGCGAUGUGUGCCAGAUGGCCAACAGGCCUACGCUAUGGGAUUACACGGAUUUCUAGUCCGGUCUUUAGGAUCCAUCCCCAGCCCAAUCAUCUUCGGUUACAUCUUUGACGCCACCUGCACGCUGUGGCAUCAGGAAUGUGAGGCGAGUGGCCAGUGCUGGUUCUACAACCGCGCCCAUCUUUCCCUCUAUGUCACCGUGCUGGGCGUGAUUGUGAAGAGUGUGGUCUUUGUCUUCUACUGCUUGGCUCUCUACUUCUACGCCCCAAUAUCCUCCAAGGAUGCAAGGGAGACGAGGAGGAGGGAUGUCUUCAAGCAAGUCUCUCUACAAGUUGUCACAUGAUGCAUCUUAAUUGUGUCGAGAUUUGCAUAAAUUGCUAUUGAUUUCACUUUUGGGGGAGCACAGAAUAGACCCCUCCUACCCAUCAAUCAAACAGUGCACAUUGGCCAGUUAGGGCGUGACUUUUGGUCAGGUGAUCAUGGUAGUUAACAUAUCAAAGGUGGGCGGGGCUUAGGCCCACAUCCUGAAUGGUCCAUUCUGUGGAGUUUGAUAACCAAAGGCAUUGUACAUAGCAAUGUACAGAAUUUUUAAUUUGACAUGCUGACGUUAAACAUUGUCAUCUUCAACGUUUUAUAAAUGCAUUAUUUUACAUUUACCUCUAUUUUGUGCGGUUUUUAAUGAAUCACUUUUUUGUAUGAGAUUUAUUGGGCAAUUGUAUGUCAACUUUUGGUCCAUUUUUUGUUAACAUUUUU